GGAAUAUACUAUUCGCUGAAGGAGGAACUGAGGACACAUUUGUGGGAAGAUACAGUGCCAUAGUUUGGAUGUGGAGCAGACACGGUGUCUCUGGUUGUUUUGUGGCAGUGACUGUAUCUGAUGGAACCGAUGGAUUGGCUGGAGGAUAAUGAGCUCCUGCUCUUUUUCCGGCGAAGUAAAACGGUAAUGUCCUGCAUGGAGAACCCGCAAACCUUUCUGCGACAGCUCCGGGACCACGACCUGCUGCUGGAGGACAGAUACCAGAUGGUGAGUCGCAUGCAGAGUAUUAAAAAAAUAAAGAACGGUCUCUACGAGAUUCUGGACCGGUUGGAGAGGAAGCAACCACAGGACAUCAAAGUGUUCUGGAGCUGUGUCUUCAAGGAGACCAUCUUGAACGAGUACCCCACCCUGCGACUGCUGAGAAACGACCUCAUGAACGGGACUUUCCAAUCCGACAUACCUCCUCUUGAGAGGUCGGAAACAGAGGAGGCAGAUAAAGGGAAAAGGAAGGAUGUUUCAGAAGAUGAGGAGGAAGCGGAAAAGCAAGAGAGCUCUGUUAAAAAGAAGAGAAAACUGAAAAAUAGGGAUGUGUGCGACGAAGAGGAGGAGCAGCCAGGUCCGUCGUCUCGGGUGUCUCCGAGGAAAAGGCCUGAGAAAAUACACUUCUCCUCUCCCCUGAAGAAGGGAGAGAAGAACGACAUUUGGACCUGGGACCUCUACAAGUCCCAGCUGCCGGUGACCUGUGGAGAGAAGAAGGGGAUGCUCAGCAGAAAAAGACUGGCUAAUGAUGAAGAAGGAGAGAGAGAGGAACAGACAGACGCCAGCCAUGACAGUGGCAGGAAGGUGUUCAAAGUCACAUGUGGACCUUUAGCGGGGGACUUACACGAAAAACGAUUUGCAACAGGGACCUUAGGGAAGAGUAUUCGUACUGAGACCAAAUGGAUGACCCCAAUGCAGUUCAUGCAGGAGGCAUGUCCAACAUAUUUGUCCUGGAAGAAAGACAUCGAGUGUGAAGGGAAAGCACUCGGUGAUCACAUAAAGGCAAAUAUCUUGAUCCACGAAGUGCAGUGUGAUUGUAAACUGUGCAAACCGCGAAGUAAGGAUCUGGAUGAUGAGAAAAACGAUGACGAGUGUUUCAUCUGUAAAACUGAAGAAGAAGAAGACGAGUUUGUGGUGUGUGAUAAAUGCCCUCGCUCCUUCCAUCAGAAAUGCCACCUUCCUCAUGUAGAGGACAACAUAAUAGACGAUGGAAGCCAAUGGAUGUGUACAUUCUGUGUAUACAAGGCCAAUGAAAACCUUUACCCCAAGGAGUCGGAAAGAGAAGCAGCCUUGUCUCGCACAAUAUCACAAAGACUGCUGCAUUGCCAAUACCUCCUUCUGUGUCUGCGCAGUGCUGAUAAGGAUCAAAUAUUUGCUUCUAACCCAUGUGGUGUUUUGGAACGAUACUCCUCUGUGAUUGAAACUCCAAUGUGGCUGAACAAUGUAGCCGGCAAACUCCAGAAGAAACUCUACCAGACUGUCGGAGAGUUUGUGUCCGACGUCCAGCUCAUUUUCUCCAACUCUGCCUUAUACAACCAAGGCAAUGCUGGAUGCCUUGCGAUGGGAAACAGACUGAAGGAGUUGUUUGACAAGGAAUUUAAUAGUGUGUUCAACAUCUCUGAACAAACUGUUGGCUGACAGAUUUCAUUUUUUAAGCUCAGUAGAUACUGGGAAACGGUUACAAAAUGUGUAAAUAGCCCUGUUUUUGACAUAUCCCUUGCAUGUGGAUAAUAUAUUCCAAACAGAAAAGCUGCUAAUCAAGAGAAGGCAAUGGAACUUUACUUGAUUUAAGACACAACUUAUCCAGUUUACCUAACGUACUUUUUAAAUUACAUUGAAUUUCAAAGUGUAAACCUGUGGAAGGUACAUCAAAAGAUGUCGGAUUUACAGGUCAUAAACAGUACUUCCAGAUAGGUUAGAAGUUGUAAAAGCCUUUUGAAAUUGCCUUAAGUGAGGGCACUUGAGCCAGCGUUGCCUCUUUGUAUAUAACAAUCCGGGGUUAAUGUAAUAAGUGAGAUGGCCAGACCUUUUGGGUCGGCUCCAUAUAUCUGCUUGUGUAAUGCAACUAGUAUAUUCUCCAACCUUAUGUUGCGUUUCAGUCAAAGGUCCAAACGUUUUUCCGGUUAAAGUUUUCAACUUCCUAAGUGUUUCAGCUCCAGGAUGCAAAGUGAGCAUGUGCUGAUCGUGGGGAGAUGAUGUUUCUCUGCUAAGAGUACAGCAGCACUGCAGCAAUUUGACUGUUUUAACGUUUUCCAAAUAACUUUUAUACUGUCAAGAUAACUUUCAAAGAUUGUUCACUGUAACCAGCUACCUUGUUUCCUGCUCUGACAUCCAUUUACACUCAGGUUUUACUAUCCAAUAGUAUGAAUAUAAUUAAAAAUAGGCAAAUAUAUUAUUAGAUAAUAGCAACACUGACUUUAAAUGGUGUUUUAUUGUACUUCCUUUUGUAAUAGUAUAGACAUGUUUGGACUUUUCAGUCUCAUCCUAUGUAAUUAAUUCAACAGAUUGUUCAAGGAAGACAAAUGCGUGAACAAAGUCUCUUGAGUGUUAUUGGAGUGCAUUUUGCAUUAAAAAAAAAAUCAUUAUUUAAUUUCUUUACUCAUAAAAAGGUUAAGUAUGGUAUAGGGCGGCUGUGGCGCUGUGGAUUAGUGCAUUGGUGUUCGGAUCAGGGGAGCACAGGUUCAAACCCCACUGGGGAUUGUCCACAGUAUUGAGUAUGUAAGUCGCUUUGGAUAAAAGCGUCUAACAAGUAACAUGUAAUGUAAUGUAAUCAUUAGUAAUUGUUUUAAGUUUUGACAGCUUUUCGUUAACCCAAGUUUUUACAAUGGAUAUGAAUAUGUGUGAUUUUAUUAAAAGAAAAUGUAACUCCCAACA
This is a messenger RNA of Trematomus bernacchii (emerald rockcod), 2913 nucleotides long. RefSeq names its product nuclear body protein SP140-like protein. Gene Ontology annotation, cellular component: nucleus. Gene Ontology annotation, molecular function: protein binding; DNA-binding transcription factor activity, RNA polymerase II-specific; DNA binding. Gene Ontology annotation, biological process: regulation of transcription by RNA polymerase II. The record is from RefSeq and is a predicted model, not a curated record. Lineage: Eukaryota; Metazoa; Chordata; Actinopteri; Perciformes; Nototheniidae. The transcript is spliced from 13 exons. Bases 121 to 1677 code for a protein of 518 amino acids.